GUAGUGAGUGGAGACGUCGCCUGUAGCCGAGGGAUCCGGUCGGACUCUACUUGUUUGUAUGUACAAGUGCGAGUGCCGACUUCGUCUUAUAUGACAGCCACGCGAUUUUUCCCAAAUGUUCAUGUCGAUUUCGUUUUUAUUUUUUAUUUAGUUAUAAGAAAGUAUGCACUUUUCACGGUUCGGUUGAUCAUUUAAUUCACGACAUGUAAUCGAUUAAAGUGCUGUGUAACGAGUUUUAUGUGUAGUUCUUUCGAAUUAAAAACUUCAAUAAAACUAAUUUUAUUUAAUAUUGUCAGUAUAAGAUUCUGCAAUUGGUGUAAGCAUCACUUGCAAUAAGUGUAAUGGAUAUGAUCGGUAGCUGACACCCCGCGCGGCUGGAAUGCGGGACUUACGGAUGGGAAGUCCCGCCGUCCCGGUACGCUAUGCUUGACGUGUUCCGGGGCCUAAAGAGCCUGGUGAAAAUCAGUCACGUGCACAUUGACUCUCCUGUAUUUCGGCUACACUAUAGCCUGACGGUGAUGCUGCUGUCCGCUUUUAGCUUAAUCGUGACAACCCGUCAGUAUGUAGGCAACCCCAUAGACUGCGUGCACACCAAAGACAUACCCGAAGACGUGUUGAACACAUAUUGUUGGAUACACUCCACGUACACAAUCAAAGAGGCAUUCAAGAAGAAGGUGGGCGUUAACGUUCCCUACCCGGGUGUUGACAACACAAGAGGCAAGUUCGGCGAUCGCAAAACCUAUGGGUACUACCAAUGGGUGUGUUUUUGUUUGUUUUUCCAGGCAAUACUAUUUUACACGCCCAGGUGGCUUUGGAAACAUUGGGAAGGCGGCAAGAUCCGGGCACUCAUGAUGGACUUGGACGUGGCAAUAUGUACAGAAGCGGAAAAAAAACAGAAAAAAAAGAUUCUACUCGACUAUCUGUGGGAGAACCUGAGAUAUCACAACUGGUGGACGUAUAGGUAUUACCUGUGCGAAAUAUUGGCGUUGUUGAACGUUGUGGGGCAAAUGUUUUUGAUGAACCGCUUCUUCGACGGUGCUUUUUUAACUUUCGGUAUAGACGUCAUUCGAUUUUUGGAAAGUGACCAGGAAGAUCGCAUAGAUCCUAUGAUAUAUAUUUUUCCGAGGAUGACCAAAUGCAUAUUCCACAAAUUUGGGGUUUCUGGUGAAGUUGAAACUCACGAUUCGAUAUGCAUACUCCCUUUGAACGCAGUCAACGAGAAGAUAUAUGUGUUCCUGUGGUUUUGGUUUAUGAUCCUUGGUUUUUUGUCAGCAGCUGUAUUAGUUUACAGGUUGAUCAUCAUAGUGUCACCACGAAUGCGCGUGUAUCUGUUCUGCGUGCGGUUUCGGCUCAUCAAGCGGCAAGCCAUUGGGAACAUCGUUCGCAGGUCCAAGUUGGGCGACUGGAUGUUAUUGUACGUGCUCGGUGACAACAUCGACUGUGUCAUAUUCAGAGACGUAGUCCACGACUUGUCACACAGACUGGACGCGUAUAACAACAAGAACUCAACGGUACGGACGGUUGAUGCGUGAAGACUGAUUUAUUAUGCUCAAUUCAGUAAUAAAACAUAAUAUUGUUACAGGGUAGUAAACAACUGCUUACUCCAAACAAGUGGAUAUAAUUAUUGGUCCAGCGUUGUUGACAUGUCACUUCCGUAAAUAAAACUGAAUACUUUUUAAAAAAAUUGAAUAGAUGUUGACUCUAUGCGAGUCCAAUGACGAUGAAUAUAAAAUAAAUGUAUUGUAAUUUUGUAUUGUUAAGUUAAUUAAGAAUUAAAAAAGCAAUACAGCUUUAUGGAUAAUACUUAAGUUCCAUUGAUUUUAUAAUGUAUUAUAAUUUAAUACCAUUAUAGUUAUUGUUACAAUACUAUUUUGGUGAAUAAACAAACAUAGAAAAUGUUAUGUACUGGCAACUAUGAAUUGUGUUCACACGAGAUCAUUUCUUUUGGUCUUAAUAAUUUUUUUAACUCAGUCAAAGCUUUUUAUUGUUUACAAUAAUUGUUUUUAUUGCGCUCCAAACGUUGGACUAGUCGCAUUAUUUUUUUAUUUAUUGUAAGCUGAAUGCUGCCAAAAUAUAAUGAUUUUAAUAGAAAAGAUCAAGAAGUUUGUUAUACAUGUAAUGAAUUUUAAUUGA
This is a messenger RNA of Daktulosphaira vitifoliae (grape phylloxera), 2133 nucleotides long. RefSeq names its product innexin shaking-B (gene shakB). Gene Ontology annotation, cellular component: plasma membrane; gap junction. NCBI's taxonomy places the organism in Eukaryota, Metazoa, Arthropoda, Insecta, Hemiptera, Phylloxeridae. The record is from RefSeq and is a predicted model, not a curated record. Gene Ontology annotation, molecular function: gap junction channel activity. The transcript has 6 exons. The coding region runs from base 423 to 1532 and encodes 369 amino acids.